Molecule: messenger RNA, 1966 nt
Organism: Rhinichthys klamathensis goyatoka
Lineage: Eukaryota; Metazoa; Chordata; Actinopteri; Cypriniformes; Leuciscidae
Gene: sh3bp5b
Product: SH3-domain binding protein 5b (BTK-associated)
Exons: 9
Coding region: 191-1507 (438 amino acids)
Biological process (GO): intracellular signal transduction; negative regulation of protein tyrosine kinase activity
Cellular component (GO): cytoplasm
Molecular function (GO): protein kinase inhibitor activity
Source: RefSeq, a predicted model, not a curated record
UCAGCACAGCUGUGUGUGUGUGUGGGGAUCCAGACACGCGUGUGGGUCUCUUUAAAUGAGGAAUCCGGACAGUGUCGGGGAUUGAUAUCGGCGAUUGGUGUGUAAUAGUCUCUAACGGGCGCAUAAUCACCUCACUGGAGGGAAUCUCUUUCUUUCUUUUCUGUUUUUUUUUGCAAGAUAAUCAAAUAAAAUGGACAGCUCAGACAAGGAGAACAGGUCGGAUGAAGAAUUUGAAUCACCCGAAGAAGAAGAGGUAGACCCGAGAAUUCAGGGCGAGCUUGAGAAGCUGAAUCAGUCCACAGAUGACAUCAAUAGAUGUGAAACUGAGCUUGAGGAUGCCAGGCAGAAGUUUCGUUCUGUGCUGGUGGAAGCCACUUUAAAGCUGGACGAGCUGGUGAAGAAGAUUGGAAAAGCGGUGGAGGAAUCGAAGCCGUACUGGGAGGCCCGGCGGGUGGCACGGCAGACUCAGCUGGAAGCACAGAGAUCCACGCAAGACUUCCACAGGGCCACGGAGGUACUGCGGGCGGCCAAAGAGACCAUCGCCCUGGCUGAAGAGAGGCUGCUGGAGGACGACAAGAAGCAGUUUGACUCGGCCUGGCAGGAGAUGCUCAACCACGCAACACAGCGAGUGAUGGAGGCAGAGCAGAUAAAAACACGCAGUGAGCUUCUGCACAAGGAGACCGCUGCCAAAUACACUGCCGCCAUGAGCCGAAUGAAACAGCUGGAGAAGAAGCUCAAACGCACCAUCAACAAGUCUAAGCCCUACUUUGAAAUGAAGGCAAAGUAUUACUUGCAGCUUGAGCAACUGAAGAAGAAUGUGGAUGACCUCCAGGCCAAGCUGACGCAGGCUAAAGGGGAAUAUAAGUCAGCCCUCAGGAACCUGGAGAUGAUCUCAGAUGAGAUCCAUGAGCGCAGACGUUCUUCAGUCAUAGGCCCGCGGGAGAGAGGUGUGGGUGCAGAGGGGGACGGUGUCAUUGGUGAAGACCUGUCUGGCUUUAAGAUGGAGUCUGAUGGAAUAUCAAUGGCGUCUGGGUCCUACGAGGAUGAAAACUGCAGCACGAGUGCCAUGUCAGAGGAAGACUCUGAGACUCAGUCCAACAGUAGCUUCAGUUCUGGGACGAACAGCCCUCUGGACUUGCCUUACCCUUUCUCCUCCUCAUCCUCCUUUUCCUCUGCCUCUCCAACCUCCACCUCCCCCUCCUCUCGCCCCUGUAGUCUGGACCUGCCCAGCACCGUCUCUUUGUCUGAUUUUAGCCUGAUGUCCCCCAUCCUCGGCCCACGCAGCGAAUGCAGCGGCGCAUCCUCCCCCGAGUGCGACCUAGAGAGAGGUGACAGAGCAGAAGGUGCCGAGACCGUACUGGACAACGUUCUCAAUAACAAUCGUAUAAGCAACACUAAAACAACCUUUGGCCUGGAUAGCCGUUUCCGCCUGCUUUCUCUAAAACUUAGCCGAAAUGAAAGCAGAAAAAACGCUCAGAAAUCCACAAUCCUCCUCGAUGGGAUGUGACUGCAACAUUCCCACGGCGUUGAUGUAUUCAUCCACAUUCUGUGUGCUAUGGAAAGGCACUGGCAGCCACUCGUCCUUCACUUUAGUGUCAUCCCAGCCCAUUCCCGUUCCGCCAACUUUCAGACUGAACUUUCACUCGAUCUCACAGGUGUGAGAAAAGCAACCAAGGACACGAUGUGCUGAGGAGGCAAAUAUCCCAUUAGAAGGGGAAUGGAACUGGGUUAAGCUUUGAAAAGACAACAAAUCUCUAUAAAAUACAUCAAUUGUGAGAUCAACGUUCCCACACGUUCCAGUUAAGAUCUAAAGAGUCUGAAGACACUUAUGGAUGACGUUAGCACUUGUUAAUUAAGAUGCAUAAGAGAUUAGUUAUGCUGUAGAUUUAUGCCACUUGUUGUCUUUUUAAAAUCUGUGUAACUGUCAUGGAAAAUAUACAGAGUCAGAUUUGUGUGGCAGUAUAAU